GUCCAGUGUCAAAUCCUUGUCCGUCGGGUCUCGUCAGGUCUCUUCUCCUCCGGCUCUGCAUUACGCAAACGACGGCUCGCAGGGCCUUGUCAUUAACAUCCGACCAAUAUGUCCGCUGAAUUUGAGGACGUCCUCACCAAUCAACCAGUCGUUAUCGACAAUGGCUCAGGAGCAAUCAAGGCAGGCUUCGCAGGCCAGGACCAUCCGAAGUGCUUCUUUCCAUCAUACGUUGGCCGACCAAAGCACGUGCGCGUAAUGGCUGGCGCCCUCGAGGGAGAUGUGUUCAUAGGUCGCCGCGCACAAGAGUACCGAGGACUCCUCAAGAUAAAGUAUCCAAUGGAGCAUGGAAUUGUGACCGACUGGGAUGAUAUGGAACGAAUAUGGAGUUGGAUUUAUGCAGAGGAAUUAGGUACAUUAAGUGAGGAGCACCCUGUGCUACUCACUGAAGCACCGCUGAAUCCACGCAGCAAUCGCGACAUAGCAGCGCAAAUAUUCUUUGACACUUUCAACGUCCCGGCUCUCUUCCUUUCAGUGCAAGCUGUGUUAUCAUUAUAUUCCUCUGGUCGUACGACCGGUAUCGUACUGGAUUCAGGCGACGGCGUGACACAUGCCGUACCGGUUUUCGAGGGUUUCUCUAUGCCUCACGCCAUCCGGCGGAUAGACGUCGCUGGCAGGGAUGUCACGGAUUAUCUUCAACUGCUCCUACGGAAGUCCGGACAUCAUUUGCAUACAACUGCCGAGAGGGAAGUCGUCCGGUUCAUCAAGGAGAAAACAUGUUACAUCGCUCUCAAUCCAGCAAAGGAAGAGAAGGACUCCUUGGGAAGAGUUGAAGAGUUCCGCUUGCCUGAUGGCAAUAUCAUACAAUUAGGGCCUGAACGGUUCCGAGCGCCGGAAAUCUUAUUCAACCCGGAACUCAUAGGGCAAGAAUAUGCUGGUGUUCACCAGGUGGUGGUUGACUCCAUUAACCGGGUAGACUUGGACUUGCGAAAAAGCCUGUUCUCGAACAUCGUUCUCAGCGGAGGCAGCACCUUGUGCAAAGGCUUUGGUGAUCGGCUCCUCAACGAAAUCAAGAAGUUAGCCCUGAAAGAUGUCAAGAUCAAGAUUUAUGCGCCCCCAGAACGUAAAUAUUCGACAUGGAUCGGUGGUUCCAUUCUGGCCGGUUUAGGUACAUUCAAGAAGAUGUGGGUAUCUGCUGAAGAGUAUCAAGAAGACCCUGAUAUUAUCCACAAGAAACUAGGUUUUUAGAGUUGUGUUGACUCCAUCCCUUUUUUUGUCUACUCGAGUGUCAUAGACACUGUAUUUCACUUUCCAAAGCAGACAUUAGCCUCACAUUGCGAUGAUACCCGACAUACUUCAGCGCCCUGUAAUACAUAUAGACCGGAAUAAUCAUGCACUUUGUCGAAGGGCAUAUGCAUAGCAUUCUUAAAAACACGGAAAGUGACAUAUGACCACGAGUGAAGCUCCAGAGGACGCUUCGAGCAAAAACAUGCAUCGAUGGUAGUAGUAUACGCUGAAGCCAGCCAUUACUUGCCCUUCUUUGGUGGCUCAGCGGCCUUGGACUUCUUCGUCCCACGGAACUUCUUUGAACGGUUCUUUCUCUCCUUCCGAAGUUUGCGGGAAGCCUUUUCGAUCUUGGUCUCAAGGCCGGACCGGACCAACCGGUAUUUGGGUUCGAACUUCCGUUGGGAAGCCUCGUCAUCAUAGAUCAGAGCGAAACCAGUGCUCCGUCCACCACCAAAGUGGGUCCGGAAACCGAAGGUGACUACGCGGUCUUUGUCGGCUUUGUACAUGGUGGCGAGCUUCUCAGCAAGCUCGGCUUUUGAGACAUUUGGGCGGGAAGGAUGGAGGACAUCGAGAACAAACUGGCGACGUGCAAGCAGGCGGUUGGUAAUGAAUUUGCGAGUGCGCAGUGUUACGGGUGCUGAGUUGUCGGCCAUUGUUCCAGGCGAUGUUUUGUCCCUACUACGCUGCCCUGAAU
Messenger RNA from Coniophora puteana RWD-64-598 SS2, 1978 nucleotides. Its product is annotated as actin-related protein. Bases 109 to 1245 code for a protein of 378 amino acids. The transcript is spliced from 12 exons. Lineage: Eukaryota; Fungi; Basidiomycota; Agaricomycetes; Boletales; Coniophoraceae. The record is from RefSeq and is a predicted model, not a curated record.